UUUUAUUUAUUUAUUUAUUUAUUUGGUUGGAAGUCAGAUCCUGAGUUACCAAGUGUCCAGUAUGUCACACACAUAUAUUGUACACACAUGGUCUGUGUGUGUUAUUGCGUAUAUAUUUAUAUGUAGUGUAGACAUGCACUUUGCCACUCAUGGCUGCAACAAGAUUAAUUUUUUUUGCUUGACAGUUGUGAUAAAUGUGCAUCUUUUUGUCACUAACAGGCUCCGGGCACCCGCUGACGAAGUACCAAAAUGGGCACGACGAAGUCAGAGCGGGAAGGCUAAGGACCAAACGUUGCGCAUGUAGCAACAUGCACGACUCCGAGUGCUACUACUUCUGUCACCUGGACAUUAUAUGGGUCAAUACGCCCAGUAAGACAACGCUUUAUGGCCUCGGUGAUGCUAAGGCACGGCGACGAAGGUCUGCAGGCAGGUGCACUUGCGCUAACCUCUGCGACCUCAUCUGCACUCGUUUUUGUUAUCAACGAGAUGUGACGAGCAGGUCCAAGAAAGUUGACUGUGCAUCAGAGUGAGAGGGAAACAAAUGUCCCGUGGGACUAACACAUCCAGCAUCGGAACGAAUGAUGCUGCCGCUGCUGCUCAGAUGGCGAUGCGGGAAACCAGCUGACAGAUGCAGCCGACGGGGAAGAAGUGAAAACGCCCCCGGGGAUGUCCUUCCAGGAAUAUGUGGAAGGUGCAAAAAAAUGACGGAGGUCUGCAAACACACCACGCAAAGCUGAUGUCAAAGAUAAGAACUGACAGGUCCAGAGCACUUUGGCGUCGCAUGUCAAAGUGUCACCUCAGAUGUCGAGCACACAUGGAGACAGGAAAUGCGUCAUUCUUACAGAAACGCAGUUUUACUCAUUAGAAUAUAAAAUGACUUAUCAGGUGUCUUCAGGGGACUGUGGUCUAAAAAUAUAAUUUUGAAGUACCUUUAAAUAAUUACAGAUUUUUUUUCUCAACUAGAAUAAAGCGCAUGUUUUGGUUGCUUGUA
This is a messenger RNA of Syngnathus acus (greater pipefish), 991 nucleotides long. Its product is annotated as endothelin-2. The record is from RefSeq and is a predicted model, not a curated record. Gene Ontology annotation, biological process: regulation of systemic arterial blood pressure by endothelin; regulation of vasoconstriction; intracellular calcium ion homeostasis. The transcript has 3 exons. Lineage: Eukaryota; Metazoa; Chordata; Actinopteri; Syngnathiformes; Syngnathidae. Gene Ontology annotation, cellular component: extracellular region. The coding region runs from base 195 to 530 and encodes 111 amino acids. Gene Ontology annotation, molecular function: hormone activity; endothelin B receptor binding.